GCUGGGCCUUGCCGCUGUCCAAAAGCUUUGUUCCACCAAAAAAAAAGAAGAAGAAAAAGGGGAAAAAAAGCCCAUUUUUAGAGAGAGAGAGGAAUUGGAGAGAGAGAGAGAGAGAGAGAGAGAGAGAGAGAGAGAGAGAGAGGAAUUGAGGUUGAAAGUGGAGCAUUGCCGGCCAGUCUUAGCAUCACAUUCACAUACGUAAAGUGGCAUUUCCAAGGGCGACCAUUUUUUCUCUUCUUCUGUGGAGGAACCGAAGCGGCCGUCCGAUAACCGUUUUCCGGCCAACUCAUCGGAAUAACGAAGAUUGAUACCAAACCGCUCGGAAAAAAUGGCGCUCAAAUUCCAUCCUCUCACCUCUCAAUCCCCCAAGCUCCCUUCCUUUGCGCUGCCGCAGCUUGCCAGUCUCAGAUCUCCCAAGUUCCUUAUGGCCUCCACUCUCCGCUCCACCUCCAGGGAGGUUGAGACCCUUAAGAAACCUUUUAUGCCUCCUAGGGAAGUGCAUCUUCAAGUAACUCACUCAAUGCCGCCCCAGAAGAUAGAGAUGUUUAAAUCUAUGGAGAAUUGGGCUGAAGAGAACAUUUUGGUUCAUUUGAAGCCAGUGGAGAGGUGUUGGCAACCACAGGACUUUUUGCCAGAUCCGGCAUCCGAUGGAUUUCACGAGCAAGUCAUGGAGCUUAGAGAGAGGGCAAAGGAAAUCCCGGAUGAUUACUUUGUCGUUUUAGUGGGAGACAUGAUUACAGAAGAGGCCCUUCCUACUUAUCAGACAAUGCUGAAUACCUUAGAUGGAGUCAGGGACGAAACAGGAGCAAGCCUCACUUCUUGGGCGAUUUGGACAAGGGCUUGGACUGCUGAAGAGAACAGGCAUGGGGACCUACUAAAUAAAUACCUUUACCUAUCUGGGCGAGUGGACAUGAGGCAGAUUGAGAAAACAAUUCAGUAUUUGAUUGGAUCAGGAAUGGAUCCAAGGACUGAAAACAAUCCCUACCUAGGAUUCAUCUAUACCUCAUUUCAAGAAAGGGCAACCUUCAUCUCCCAUGGGAACACUGCCAGACAAGCAAAACAGCAUGGAGACAUAAAGUUGGCUCAAAUAUGUGGAACAAUUGCAGCCGAUGAGAAGCGACACGAGACUGCUUAUACAAAAAUUGUCGAAAAGCUCUUUGAGAUAGACCCUGAAGGAACUGUCAUAGCCUUUGAAGACAUGAUGAGGAAGAAAGUCUCAAUGCCAGCCCAUCUGAUGUACGACGGGCGUGACGACAACCUGUUCGAUCACUUCUCGGCUGUUGCACAGCGACUGGGGGUCUACACAGCCAAGGACUAUGCAGACAUAUUGGAGUUUUUAGUUGGGAGAUGGAAGGUGGAAAAGCUAACAGGACUCUCAGCUGAGGGGCAGAAGGCUCAGGAUUAUGUGUGUGGGUUGCCUGCAAGGAUUAGAAGGCUGGAAGAAAGAGCUCAAGGGCGGGCGAAAGAAGCCGCUACCAUUCCGUUCAGCUGGAUCUUCAAUCGGGAGGUUAAGCUGUAGUAGGGUUGAAAGGCAGAAGAAGAAGUGCAUGGAAGAAUCUCAGAAUCUCAGAGGUUUUAAUAGGAAAAAGAGCAGAAAUCAUCAUUUGGGUGUGUAGUUUUAAUCUGUUUAAGAACCAAUCUUAGUAUCAUUUUCUUUGCUCUAUUUUGAACAACCCCUCUCCCUCCCUCACUCAAAAAAGAAAAAAGAAGAAGAAAUGUGUGUGUGGACUGUAGAUAUAUGAUUGUGCUUUGGUCAAUUAGAAAUAGAGGUAGGAAGUUCAAGUCAGUGUUCUUUCUGUUUGUGGUUUUACUUUUUUUGAGUCAUUUAUUUUCCACUCUCCUACUGUAAAAUCUGUUUCCGAGUGUAACAAAACAAUCUACAAUUUUGAUCAUAAAAAUUCUCCCUUGUUUUCUCCA
This is a messenger RNA of Momordica charantia (bitter melon), 1917 nucleotides long. Its product is annotated as acyl-[acyl-carrier-protein] desaturase, chloroplastic. The record is from RefSeq and is a predicted model, not a curated record. Gene Ontology annotation, biological process: defense response; fatty acid biosynthetic process. Gene Ontology annotation, cellular component: chloroplast stroma. Gene Ontology annotation, molecular function: stearoyl-[ACP] desaturase activity; stearoyl-CoA 9-desaturase activity. Lineage: Eukaryota; Viridiplantae; Streptophyta; Magnoliopsida; Cucurbitales; Cucurbitaceae.